Molecule: messenger RNA, 1846 nt
Organism: Theobroma cacao (cacao)
Lineage: Eukaryota; Viridiplantae; Streptophyta; Magnoliopsida; Malvales; Malvaceae
Gene: LSMT-L
Product: Rubisco methyltransferase family protein
Biological process (GO): peptidyl-lysine monomethylation
Cellular component (GO): chloroplast
Molecular function (GO): protein binding; protein-lysine N-methyltransferase activity; [ribulose-bisphosphate carboxylase]-lysine N-methyltransferase activity
Source: RefSeq, a predicted model, not a curated record
GGCUUAUCCAACCCAACCAGGUUGGUUAGAACAUUUUUUUCUCAUUGGUUACCACAAGCUAUAAAAUCCCACCACAUCUCGCCUCAUCCAGAAAAGUAAACUAAUGGCAGCAACACUGUUCACUCUCCCAUCAGCACCUUCACCUAGCACUUUCCCGUCUUCUUCAACAACUGUCAAACACUUGACUGCUUUCACUACUAAACCAACAGUUCCCAUCCACGUUACUAAGAGAAACAUCUGUCUGUCAGCAGCUUUUGUCCACUCACCAACAACUGACCCUCCGCCAGAGGUCCAAACCUUCUGGCAAUGGCUCCAGGAUCAGGGUGUAGUCUCUGCCAAGUCCCCUGUAAGGCCUGGAAUGGUUCCCGAAGGACUUGGGCUGAUUGCAAAAAAGGACAUUUCCAGGAAUGAGGUUGUCUUGGAGAUUCCUAACAGGUUUUGGAUAAACCAGGAUGCAGUUGCAGCUUCUGAGAUAGGAAGUGUUUGUAGUGGAUUGAAGCCUUGGAUUUCUGUAGCUUUGUUCUUGAUCAGGGAGAAGUUGAAGGAAGAUUCUCAAUGGCGGGUUUAUCUUGAUAUACUUCCAGAGUUUACAGAUUCCACUGUGUUUUGGUCAGAAGAGGAGCUAGCUGAGCUACAAGGAACUCAGCUGUUGAGCACAACAUUGGGAGUGAAAGAAUAUGUGCAGAAUGAAUUCUUGAAAGUAGAAGAAGAAAUCAUACUCCCCAACAAACAGCUAUUUCCUGCCCCUAUAACAGUAGAUGAUUUCUUCUGGGCAUUUGGGAUUCUCAGAUCAAGGGCAUUUUCCCGCCUUCGUGGCCAAAAUCUUGUUUUGAUACCUCUUGCGGACUUGAUCAAUCAUAGCCCUAGCAUCACUACAGAAGAUUAUGCAUGGGAGAUUAAAGGAGCUGGACUUUUCUCUAGGGAUCUCCUGUUUUCUUUGCGGUCUCCUCUUUCUGUCAAGGCUGGUGAGCAGGUUUUGAUUCAAUAUGAUUUAAACAAGAGCAAUGCUGAGUUGGCACUUGAUUAUGGAUUCGUAGAAUCAAAGUCAGAGCGCAAUGCAUAUACACUAACGUUGGAGAUAUCAGAGUCAGACCCAUUCUUUGGAGACAAGCUUGACAUUGCUGAGACAAAUGGUUUGGGUGAGACUGCCUAUUUUGACAUUGUUUUGGGUCGUCCUCUUCCUCCAGCACUGAUUCCUUAUCUACGGCUAGUGGCACUUGGGGGAUCAGAUGCUUUCCUCUUGGAAUCUAUUUUUAGAAACACAAUUUGGGGCCACCUUGAUUUACCUGUAAGUCGUGCCAAUGAAGAGCUUAUAUGUCGGGUGGUCUGCGAUGCCUGCAAAGCUGCUCUCUCUGGUUAUCAUACCACGAUUGAAGAGGAUGAAAAGCUGAUGGAAGGGGGAAAUCUUGAUCCGAGGCUGGAAAUCGCAGUGGGAAUAAGAGCAGGGGAAAAAAAGGUGCUGCAGCAAAUUGAUGAGAUCUUUAAGGAAAGGGAAUCAGAGUUGGAUGAGUUGGAAUAUUACCAAGAAAGGAGGCUCAGAGAUCUUGGUCUAGUUGGAGAGCAAGGUGAAAUAAUCUUUUGGGAGACCAAGUAGGGACAUGCCAAAGACCCCAAUAUAUCAAGUUUAUGUGUUAGAUAUAGGGCAAAUCCAAGUAGUUUUCUGACCUUUCAUUAUUUUAGUUGGCAAAUUUUGCUUGGUAGAUGAUUUCUACUGCCUAGAUAGCAAAAUUGUAAUAUUGUAACAUUGCCUGUAGUUAUUCUACUGACAUAGGAAUUGGCUGCAGUUGAACUGCAUCAAUCUCUCAGCUGGAGGUUCAAUUAAUUUAUGGAUUUAUAUUUGAUGCAC